CCAAAUAAAUAAAUAAAUAAACACACAAAUGGGCGUGCCCCCCCAAAAAAGCCUAAUUGUCUCCAUUUGAUAGUUAAAAAAUAUGAAAUGUGGAAAUUCCCAAGGCUAAUAGGUGGUUGCACAUUUUCUAGAACCCAGGACUCUCCACUGCUCUUCCCACCAGAUGACCUAAAUGGUUUAUUUUACAGAGGUUGCAUGCUUGGUAUAUGCAGUGCAGUAUGCAAGGAAUCGUGGGCCUCAAAAAGGCUAGUCAGAUACCCUGUGCUUGGGAUGCUGACCCCAGAUAGGGGUGUGAGACUGGUACACAGCCGUGACACAAGGCAGAGAGGGGUCAAGGCCACCAGUGGCUUUACCAAAGAGCUGCAGGAUCUCUGAGGAUUAGGAAAUGUUCCCCACUUCCAUAGGACCUCCCAUAGGACCAGGGAAGGCUUCAUAAAGGAGGUGCCAUCAGAAGCAGGGCAUUCCAGGCAAAGAGAAGGAAUCAAGACCCAGGGGUGGAAGCACGUAGUGUGCGUGAGGAAGCCAUGGCUGGAACAAAGGCUGUGCAUGGAGCAGAAAUAAUUCAGUACUGCCUCUCACUAUAUGCCAGGCCGGUGCUAAACGACUCAUUUCACAGUACGGACUCAGUCCCAUGGUAGACAGAUUUCGGAGGGAAUAUAACUUAACCAGCAAGUAGGUGGGGAGGAGCGGGUGGAGGAGAAUAAGGGCUGGGGGAAGAUUGGUGUGAGGUCAGUGGGCUGAGCCACGAGCUAAGAUGUUUUGAUGUUAAUAUGCAAAAGAAUCACGGUAGAGGAUGUCCCCCAGGGACUUCCCUGGCGGUCCGGUGGUUAAGGGUCCCCGUUCCCACUGCAGGGGGGCACAGAUUGGGUCCCCGGUUGGGGAACUAAGAUCCUGCAUAUGCUGUGCAGCUCGGCCAAGAAAAUAAAGGCCGAUUAGGAAAAUGAAUAAAAUUUACGGCCAAAAAAAAGGUCUCCCAGCUCUCUGCUCCUUAGUUCCUUUCUCCCACCCCCAGUUUUUUCUCUCUGCCUCAUCCUUCCCCUCUCUUCCUUCAGUCUCCCUGCCCAGCCCAAUGCUCACCCUCGGCAACGGGGACAAGCAGGACCAAAGACAAAAUGAAGGCAAAAUGCAGACUGACAAGAUGCAGCGACUGUGUGCGUAUGUGCUGAUCUUGGUGCUGGCUCUGGCCACCUUCUCUGAAGCUACCUGGAAGCCCCGCUCCCACCUGCAAGAUGCACCCUUGGGUCCAGGGGCCAAUAGGGACCAGGAGCCACAUGGGCUGGGCCGGCUGGGCCCAGCCUCUCACCACCGAAGGCAGCUGGGGCUCCAGGGUCCCUCACACUUGGUAGCAGACCUGUCCAAGAAGCAGGGACCAUGGGUGGAAGAAGAAGAAGAAGCAUAUGGCUGGAUGGACUUCGGCCGCCGCAGUGCCGAGGAAGGGGACCUAGGUCCCUAGAGCCAAGCUUGAGAGCCCAGCCACCUCCCAGCCCAGCCUAGCCCAGCCCCAUGAAACAUAAAUCGAAAUAAACUAGCUUCCAAUG
This is a messenger RNA of Delphinapterus leucas (beluga whale), 1538 nucleotides long. It is a transcript of the gene GAST, whose product is annotated as gastrin. Gene Ontology annotation, biological process: response to food; G protein-coupled receptor signaling pathway. Lineage: Eukaryota; Metazoa; Chordata; Mammalia; Artiodactyla; Monodontidae. Gene Ontology annotation, molecular function: hormone activity. Gene Ontology annotation, cellular component: extracellular region. The record is from RefSeq and is a predicted model, not a curated record.